Molecule: messenger RNA, 1488 nt
Organism: Effrenium voratum
Lineage: Eukaryota; Dinophyceae; Suessiales; Symbiodiniaceae
Source: the annotation of a GenBank genome assembly
CCAGUUCCCAGCACCAUGUGGCAGCGGCUUCUCGCGGCCCUGCCAGCAGCCUACGCGCAGUGCUAUGGCGAGGAAUGCACCUGGCAGGACGAGGAGUGGAGAACCGUGGACCCCUGGGCGCAGACCAUCGAGGAGCAGGUCAUUCAGCUGUACGCGGAAGGGGAGAAGGGCGGAUUCGCAGAGGACGCGGAUCUUCAGCCGCGGCGGCUGCGCGUGUGCUCCAACUCCGGGUCUGACUGCGUGAAGGCGAGCAAGCUGCCGAAGCUCCUGAAGAAGACCACCCAGCCCUUGAUCCUGCAGGGGUUGUGGGGUGAGGGCUGGCCGCAGGAUCCCUCCUGGAGCAAGGCGCGCGUCCUGGAGCGUCUCGGGCAGCUGGGGCUCACAGUGUCCCUGGGGAGUUUGUACCCCGUGGAGGGCGGCGAACCGGUGCGCCGGUUCAAGGUCCACCUGGCGGAGCUGCUGCAGAAGUUCCUCCCCGACCCCAGGUUUGUGGCCUUCGACCACAUCACAGACGAGGUGACGGCAGACAUUAUGGGAGGCACAAAGCUCUUCAAGAGGAUGUCCAAAGGCCAAAACCCGGUGCUGUCCUUGGGGGGCCCUCGCAGUGGGAUUCCCUGGCACACCCACGGCGAGAGUUCGCUGAUGUGCUUCGUGGGGCGGAAGCGCUGGUUCGUGUACCCGCCGGCCUCUGCCGAUGCUGCAUUCCGCGGGCAUCCCUUUCUAGGCUCGCUGAACUGGACGCGCCAGAAGUUGCCCUCGCUGAAACCGUGGCAGCGGCCGCUGACCUUCCUACAGCAGCCCGGGGACUUUGUGUAUUUGCCGCCCGGCUGGCCCCACUUGACGUUGAACCUGGACGACACGCUCGCAGUAGGCUGGCAGGACUUCCUGGACAACUCCAUGCUGGACAGUCUGCUGAAGGGCUGUGAGGACCCUCCCACAGACCCAGACAGCUGCACGCUGCUGGCGCAGCGCUGUCGAGAGGGGAUUUGCGCCUUCGGCCGGGACCCCCUGGCGCUCUACGCCUCCGCGCUGCAGGCGGAGCCGCUGCACCUCGCGGCCGCCGGCCACUCCGCGGAGCUGGACAUCGACAGGCUCGAGGACACCGCUGAUGUGUUGCUGCAGUCUGAGGAGGCGCUGCUGAAGAACCCCUACAUCGACAACCUCACCUUGGCCUAUGGCUGGAUCUACCUGGCGCAAACCACCUACAACCUGGGAGGCGAUAAGGACCUGGCGGACGCCUAUCUCAGCCGCGUAGGCCGCCUGGUGCAGGGGGACCACCUGGGCUUUGAAGCCCUCGCCCUCUACGACAAAUCUGGCGGCGUCAAGCCCUUCGACUACGGCAUAGGGAUACGGAAGGAAGAGCUGGAGCAGAGGCAAGCAAAGAAAUCAGCGGGCGAAAGCAAGGACAAAGAGGAAGAGGAGGAGGAAGAGGAAGAGGAAGAGGAGAAGGAAGAGAAGAGGAAGAAGAAGCAGAGAAUGAAUAGAAAA